Messenger RNA from Sorghum bicolor (sorghum), 1005 nucleotides. RefSeq names its product charged multivesicular body protein 5. NCBI's taxonomy places the organism in Eukaryota, Viridiplantae, Streptophyta, Magnoliopsida, Poales, Poaceae. The record is from RefSeq and is a predicted model, not a curated record. The transcript has 7 exons. Gene Ontology annotation, biological process: vesicle budding from membrane; late endosome to vacuole transport via multivesicular body sorting pathway. Gene Ontology annotation, cellular component: multivesicular body. The coding region runs from base 125 to 817 and encodes 230 amino acids.
CUCCAUUUCGAAUUCCUCCCCGCUCCGCACGCGCACGGGCCUGAGAGCUCUGAACCCUUCCUCCUCUCCUGCGGCGGCGCCGGCAAGUCGGCAGCAACCAACCGGAGCGGGAGCGGGAGCGGCGAUGAAGAAGAUCUUCGGCGCCAAGAAGGACAAGGGACCUCCCCCCUCCAUCCAGGACGCCACCGAGCGAAUAAACAAGCGGGGCGAGACGGUGGACGAGAAGAUCAAGAAGCUGGACGAGGAGCUGGCCAGGUACAAGGAGCAGAUCCGCAAGACCCGCCCCGGCCCGUCCCAGGAAGCCAUCAAGGCGCGCGCCAUCCGACUCCUCAAGCACAAGCGCAUGUACGAGGAGCAGCGCAACAUGUUGUACAACCAAACCUACAAUCUCGACCAAGUUGCCUUUGCUGCCGAUGGCCUCAAGGACGCUCAGCAGACUAUGAAUGCAAUGAAGGCAGCAAACAAGGAGCUCAAGGGAAUGAUGAAAACUGUCAAAAUUGAUGAAAUUGAUAAUAUGCAAGAUGAAAUGACAGAUCUGAUGGAUGUGAGCAAUGAGAUACAAGAAACUCUUGGUAGAAGCUACAACAUCCCUGAUGACGUUGAUGAGGAAGAACUGAUGGGGGAGCUAGAUGCCUUGGAGUCUGAUAUGGAGUUUGAGUCAGCUGCAGUCCCCUCAUAUCUUCAACCAGAAUCUGAUUUUGAUGCUGACCUCAACUUACCUGCUGCACCAACUCGCCCUGCAGCAGUCCCAGCAGGCGGGGUGCAGGAGGAUGAGCUAGGAUUGCCAUCAGUGCCUCGAGCAUCUCUUCGCAGUUAGAAAUAUUAUUGUACCUUGAUUUUAAGUUCAUAUGAAAACUCUGUAGUUUGUGUCCGAGUCUGAACAAUCUGAUGUAUCCCUGUUUUCGUCAUGGUAAUGCUUCAGUCUAUUGCACUUGCUGUCUCUGCUGACCUUUCAGGUUCCUUUUGCUAAGAGUACGCUGAAUAUAAUUGUGACCGUUUAACGUA